This is a messenger RNA of Dendrobium catenatum, 2877 nucleotides long. RefSeq names its product phosphoinositide phosphatase SAC2-like. Gene Ontology annotation, biological process: phosphatidylinositol dephosphorylation. The transcript has 15 exons. Bases 409 to 2862 code for a protein of 817 amino acids. Gene Ontology annotation, molecular function: phosphatidylinositol-3,5-bisphosphate 5-phosphatase activity. The record is from RefSeq and is a predicted model, not a curated record. NCBI's taxonomy places the organism in Eukaryota, Viridiplantae, Streptophyta, Magnoliopsida, Asparagales, Orchidaceae. Gene Ontology annotation, cellular component: intracellular membrane-bounded organelle.
GCCUCAGCUGUGUGGUCUCCCGCGUUCUGACGAUCUCAUUCCCCCCUUCCUACUCUUUUUAAUGCUCAGUAAAAGAAGAGAAAAUGGAGAAGAGAAGUAAAACGAAGCAAAAUCAAGGCGAAAGUGAAAAAAUCUCUUUUUUUCUCUUUCUCUGCCUUUGAUUUGCUAUUUUCUCUUGCUAACGAGCUCAAUCGUUUGAUUCCAUAAUGUCUUUUUCUAUCCUUUUGAAACCAUUUGGAGCUGUUUGAUGGAGUGGCGAGCUGGUGACGGGAGUCAGAAAGGACGCUAUAUCUGAAGCAGCAGAGUGGAAAUUUGGGGCUCCAACAGCCAAAGAAGUACCUAUCGGCGGGAUCUGCAUGUGUGACUGAGGAGGAUCAAGCCGGACGCUUGGGAUCGCUCUCCUGUGUGAUGGCGGCGGCGAAGAACACGCCGGCAACUGAUGGGAUAUCGGGAGAGUCCGGUGCCGACGGGUGCUGCCUGCAGAAGUUCAGGCUGUACGAGACCCAAUCGACAUUUUAUAUGGUUGGAAGGGACAAGGGUAGAACACUUUGGAGAGUGUUAAAGAUUGACCGAUUGGAACCUUUUGAUCUAAACAUACUUGAGGACUCUGCCAUGUACUCAGAAAAUGAAUGCAAUGAUCUGUUGAAACGCAUUCAUGAGGGAAAUAUGUCAACUGGUGGACUUAAUUUCGUUACUAGCUGCUAUGGGAUUGUUGGUUUUGUUAAGUUCUUAGGGCCAUAUUACAUGAUGCUUAUAACCAAAAGAAGGUUAAUUGGUUCUAUGUGCGGCUAUAAUGUGUAUGCUAUCACCAAAAGUGCGAUGAUUGCAGUUCCAAAUUCUACCGUGAGGUCCAAUAUGACGAUUUCUAAGAAUGAAAACAGAUACAAGAGGCUGCUGUGUACUGUGGAUCUGACAAAGGACUUCUUUUUCAGCUACUCUUAUCCUGUGAUGCGCACUCUUCAGAAGAAUUUAUUUGAUUCUCAGACAGGGCAAGUAUUAUAUGAAACCAUGUUUGUCUGGAAUGAGUUCUUGACAAGAGGGAUCCGCAAUCGUCUUAAGAAUAAUGUCUGGACAGUUGCUUUAGUCUAUGGUUUUUUCAAGCAGGCCAAAAUUUCAGUGACCGAUAAGGAUUUUUGGUUGACCCUCAUUGCUAGGCGCUCACGCCAUUAUGCUGGAACCAGGUAUCUAAAGCGUGGAGUUAAUGAUAAUGGUUGUGCAGCAAAUGAUGUGGAGACGGAACAGAUUGUUUUCGAAGAUGUUCCUACAGGAACUCCUACGCGGAUAAGCUCUAUAGUGCAAAACAGGGGUUCUAUACCCCUCCUUUGGUCCCAGGAGACAUCAAAGCUGAAUAUGAAGCCUGAUAUUAUUUUGCGGAAGAAGGAUGAGAAUUUUGAAGCUACACGGCUGCAUUUCAUGAAUCUUGUGAGGAGAUAUGGAAAUCCAAUCGUUAUUUUAAACUUGAUUAAGAUGCGAGAGAAGAAGCCAAGAGAAUCAAUACUCAGAGCAGAAUUUGCAAAUGCAAUUGAUUUUUUAAACAAAGAUCUUGCCGAAGAACAUUGCUUAAGAUUUUUGCAUUGGGACCUCCACAAACAUAUGCGAAGCAAAGCAACAAAUGUGCUUCUAUUGCUGGGUAAAAUCGCGACAUAUGCUUUGCAUCAAACAGGUUUCUUUUAUUGCCAAUUAAGCCCAGUUUUGGGGCUCAACGGUGUUCCCGAGUGGCCUGAUGCAACGAAGGGCAGUGCUCUCAGCUUGUCUUGUAACAAGGAGUCAGAUCACAUUGACAGCAGCUAUUCACACAAUGAUACCUUUAGGACUGGUCUUCAAGAAUAUAAUGCCGAAAGUUCUGAUACUGCAAAGCUUGGAUAUUCAGAAUACAAAACCGAAGGCAACGGGAAUUGCUUGGUGAAGCCUAGCAGAUUUCAAACUGGUGUUCUGCGCACAAAUUGUAUAGAUUGCUUGGAUCGCACUAAUGUUGCUCAAUAUGCCUAUGGUUUAGCUGCUCUUGGGCAUCAGCUCCAUGCGUUGGGACUUGUAGAUGUUCCAAAACUUGAUUUAGCUGCUCCUUUGGCUGAUGAGUUGAUGAAUUUCUAUGAGAGAAUGGGUGAUACACUUGCACUACAAUAUGGAGGCUCUGCUGCUCACAACAAGGUAUUCUCUGAAAGAAGGGGCCAAUGGAAGGCAACAACUCAGACUCAGGAGUUCUUCAGGACACUUCAGAGAUACUACAGCAAUGCUUAUAUGGAUGCUGAAAGACAAGAAGCAAUAAACUUGUUUCUAGGGUACUUCCAAGCUCUGCAGGAAAAGUCCACAAUUUGGGAUCUAAAUUCUGAUCGGAAUUGUAAUCCCAGCUGGUGUGACAAUAGCUUACUUACUGCAACUCCUAGUUCAUCCAUGAAAAGAUCUCAAUCAGAUGGUAACAUUCUACAUCAAAACAACAUAAACUUGUCAGACUAUUGUGUGGGAAUAAAAGAUGUUCAUAACUCUUUGAUAUCAUCUGAAAAAGCACCUGACGUUCCAUGUGCCAGAAGACAUUCUAGUUCAAACACAGGGUUUUCGACUCGUCAGAAAGAUGAAUCAUAUUCCAGGUACACCUCCUCAAUGUCUUGUAGGAAGCUUUUUGCAGAGAAUGAGCAUGGUUGCUCUAGUGAAGCCGAGGUUGAUGCAUCAGCGUCUUCAAAUUUUUUGGACCUUGAUUGGCUUUCAUCUUCUGGAAAUUCUUUUGAUGAUGACAUUUAUGAGAGGUCUACUGUUGCAAAUCUUUCUGCUGAAAAUGUUAUCAGCGGCCUAGCAUCUGAUUCAAGUCUUCCUUUGAGUGAAAAUGAUUAUGGCAUAAAGGUUAGAACUGUCAAUUUUGAUUUUUAAGUUUUUUUUUUCCUG